Molecule: messenger RNA, 1486 nt
Organism: Rattus norvegicus (Norway rat)
Lineage: Eukaryota; Metazoa; Chordata; Mammalia; Rodentia; Muridae
Gene: Chd9nb
Product: CHD9 neighbor
Source: RefSeq, a predicted model, not a curated record
CUAACAGCUCUCUUUGCAACAGUGUUCUGGGGAAGGGUUAUUUAGCUCUGGCCUCUAGAGCUCCAUCCAUCAAACGAUCCUUUUGAUAGGUCUGGGAGCACCAGGUCCGCUGUCCCUGUACAAUGGGUUGCCAUUCCAGCAAAGGUACCGAGGUGAUAGAGGACUCCCAGAAACCUGGAGAUCUCGCCGAUGGAGGAGAGCCGAAGAUGGAGCCUGGCACUGAGGCAGGGGAUGACAAGGACGCCUCAAUGAAGGAAGAAACCCCUGAGCUGAAAAGCUGACCUUCUUUAUUAAGUGAACCCUCAACUUAUCCCUGGAGCUGCCUUUGGCCUGUGAGGCCCCACCCAGAAGAGCUAUCCUAGGAGGGCAGAAAGAGCCCUGUUUAGGAUAUGACCUUCACAGGGCUUGCUCUCUGGCCUUGGGGAGAUGAAGGGUUAAGCUUGAAGCAGUCCUAUUUCUCCAGUGCUCUGUAAAGAGGACAAAGAACCGCUUCAUUCCUCUUGGGGCCUUUCCCACAGCCUCUGGAAAGAGAAAAACAUGCAGAUUGAUCCUCUGGUCCAGACUAUCUGCUUCCGGGCUGUGAAUGUCCAGCCAUAAUGUCUGCUUCCCUUCCCGGGACUCUGGAGGCUUCGUAGCCAUGACAUCAACUGGGACUAUGGAUUUUGGUUUGGUCUUAAUCUCUCUCCCUUUUUCCAACAGCUGAAUGAACAGCCAGCUCCCCGACAGGAAGCUUUUGCGUUUGGCUCUCUUCACCUUGUUUGCAUGAAUAAUUCAGUAUCUAGCUUACAGUCUCAUUAAUGAAUUAUGGGAAUGAUCAGUAUUGGGCAGGGAUUAUGAGAAUGGAUGGCAACAAGGCCUUGGGCUCACCGCAAGCAGAGUGCAGAGCGCUGGGAGGGGAGGGGAAACCCAGGUUUCCGGUUAUUAAAUGCUCAGAAAUGUCCGACUGCCACGUCUUCUGCUAUCAAAAGUCUGUCUAUUUGAACCGUUUAGCAUCCAAACUGUCUGUAUCUAGCCUUCAGAAAUGUUUUGCUGUUUCCUAACAAUGUGUGUGUCAGCCAGUCUCAUUUCCCUCUGAAUGUGUUUUGUUUUCAAUGCAACCCCCAAAGCAUUUUUCAUUUGAAAUCAAACAGACAUAUUUGCAGAUAAAUGAUGCCACAACACAUUUUAAAGAUGAGAUGGGGAUUCUGUGAUUUCAGGAUUGUCGGGGGUGGGGGGAUGGUGGGGUGCCACUCUGAGGAGCAGGAGAAAUUUUGCGUCAGACUUCACACUGAGCCUUCUACAGGGAUCAUUUAAUUCAACCAGCACUACCACCCUGAUUUUAUAGGUGAGAAAAUGUAGGAACUUGCCUGAGUAUGGCUAAGCAGGAUGUGUGUGUGUGCGCGCAUUAGAAUUACAGCUAUAUGUAUGCCACCAUGCCUAUCUUUAAAGAGAUCUGAUCCCCAGAUGUGUGACCUCAGUUCACACAGAACUUCCUAUUUAAAGACUA